Messenger RNA from Lates calcarifer (barramundi perch), 5833 nucleotides. It is a transcript of the gene plxdc2b, whose product is annotated as plexin domain containing 2b. The record is from RefSeq and is a predicted model, not a curated record. The coding region runs from base 507 to 2090 and encodes 527 amino acids. The transcript is spliced from 14 exons. Lineage: Eukaryota; Metazoa; Chordata; Actinopteri; Centropomidae.
UGUGUUUGCCUCCUCAGGUUCUUCUGCACACACGGAGCAUCAAACAGAGGAAGACGAGCCAUUGGCUCCGAGGAGUUGAUGACGGAGCGAGCGCACUGUCUUCUCCAGGAGCGCAUGAGCCUACUCUCUUUCACUCACACUCACACUGCACCUCCGUCCAGUGGGAUGAGACCAGUGUGUCGGACUGGGAUGAGCCUUUAAGUGGCGAACUUCCUCGUUUUCUAUUAUUAUUUUUUGUUUGUUUUGGAGGCGGAGAGCUGUUAGGACGAGCGCGUUUGACUUCCCAGGAGCGCGCAGAGUGGCACACGCUGGAACAAAAAAAGCAGGUCGGUGCAACGAGUGCAGCGCAGGCAGGUUUCCGUUUUAAAAGCAGCAGGAGAGGCAGGAGAGUUACGGAGUCCGCGGGGGAAAGCGGUGUCGUUUGCGUGACAAAGACGGGACACCUCUCUUAAAACGACCGGGAUAUUAAGAAGAAGAAGAAGAAUCGGCGGCGGAACUUGGGGGAUAUGGCGGGUGUGAAGACGGCCGACCUUCUCGUUGGAGUUGUUUUAGUUUUGCAGCUUGUGGGGAACGUCCAAGCCGAGAUCACAGCCAGUAACGGGCUCUCUUACUCAUAUACGGAGGGGCAGGCAGGAGAUGAGGACGCAACAGUGGACGUGAAGCUGUACAGUCACCGGUGGAGGAGAUGGGUCCCCCCGAAACCCCGUAACAUGGACAGCAACAGGGCCAGUCAGGAGCAGGACCAGGACCCUGAGCAGGAAGACCCUGAGGGGUUCCCGGGUCUGCUCUCAGCGGAGGAAACAGACAACAGCUCCCAGAUAGAGGAGGACACAGAUCACAACUACUACACAUCGAAAACAUACAGCCCGUCCGAUCCAAUGAGCAAGGACUUGUGGGUAAAUAUCGACCAGAUGGACAAAGAAAAAGUGAAGAUCCACGGCAUUCUGUCCAACACGCACAGACAGGCAGCGAGAGUUAAUCUGUCCUUCGAUUUCCCUUUUUAUGGACAUUUCCUGCGUGAAAUCACCGUGGCGACUGGUGGGUUCAUCUACACAGGUGAUGUGGUCCAUCGGAUGUUAACAGCUACACAGUACAUCGCUCCUCUAAUGGCCAACUUUGACCCAAGUGUCUCCAGAAACUCUACAGUCAUCUACUUUGACAACGGUACUGCUCUGGUGGUGCAGUGGGACCACGUCCACCUACAGGACAACUACAACCUGGGAAGUUUCACCUUCCAAGCCACGCUGCACAACACCGGCAGGAUUGUCUUUGCAUACAAAGAGAUCCCCAUUGAGGUGUCACAGAUCAGCUCUGUCAAUCACCCGGUGAAGGUGGGCCUGUCUGAUGCCUUUGUGGUGGUCCACAAGAUCCAACAGAUACCCAACGUGAGGCGGAGGACAAUCUACGAGUACCACCGCGUGGAGCUGACGAAGACAAAGAUCACCAAUUCUACCGCUGUGGAAAUGAUGCCUUUACCCACCUGUCUCCAGUUCACCAGCUGUAGCGCCUGCAUCUCCUCACAGAUCAACUUCAACUGUAGCUGGUGUCAUCGCCUCAACAGAUGCUCCAGUGGCUUUGACCGCCAUCGGCAGGAUUGGGUGGACAACAGCUGCCCAGAUGAGACCAAGGACAAGAUGUGCGACAUCAUCGACACCACAUACCUCUACCCUUUCACCACCACUAUUGUCGCCAAAACAACAUCCAGGAGCAAAGAGGCCACUGCAGGCAGAGACACAGCCUCCACCUCCCACCCUCCCACCAGUGUCCCUACUGAAGAUGAUACAAAGAUCGCUCUGCAUCUCAGAGACAACCAGGCAGACGCGGUUGACAGGAUGCCAGGUACACACCCUCUUCACACCGGUCUGAUCCUCGGUAUCCUGCUGGUGAUGCUCAUCAUGGUUGCUGGCGUGCUGGUCACUGUCUACAUCUACCAUCACCCCACCUCUGCUGCCAGUCUCUUCCUUAUUGAGAGACGCCCGAGCAGGUGGCCAGCCAUGAAGUUCCGCCGGGGGUCAGGUCACCCAGCCUACGCAGAGGUGGAACCGGUGGGCCAGGAGAAGGAGGGCUUCAUUGAGUCUGAGCAGUGCUGAGGGAGGAAGGGGCGUCCACAUCCCUGCAGCUCCCCUCCCCUCCCAACUCCCCUCUCCUAUGCCAGCCCUCCUCCCUCCUGCUCCACAGGGACUUCUCACCAGGAACCUCCAGGAUCUGCUUAUCACCGGAGGAGCUCGGUGUACACAAUGACUCGUUAAGACUGUCGUACCGGCCCAUUGAGUGCUAGAUGAGACUGGAUACAGCAGCCAACAAUAUGGGGAAGUGAGAAAACCCUGAAAACUGAUCCCAGACAAACGCGUUGUUCAGCUCCUGUUGGAAAGGAACUGACCUGCCGGGGACAGAGGGAGGGAACAGCAUUGACGUCAUCGACUCAGUCAGCAUUGGUUAAGAGUUUGUACGGCCGCUGUCAUGUUGCCAUGGAGGGAUUGUACAGCCUGACUGCCUAGACUGCUGCUGGUGUCUUAGGGGGGAGCAGGGUGAAUUAUACAAUAUAUAUUUUCAGAAACAAUACAGAGUAUGUGAACAGAGAUUUCCACUUUAUUGUUGGUGGGGUUAUACAGUAUAGGCCUUUGUAUAUCCAUCAGGUUUUUACUUCUUUUCCUUUUUCUUUCAGUUUGUUGUUUUCGCAGGGGUUGGCACAUGUAUCUGUAUAGACCGUCUGUAUUGCUUUUCAAUACAAUAGCAGGCUUAAUUGAGUUUUCCACAGCCAGCUCUACACAGAGAGGCUGUGGCUGUGCGAUAUGACGUGAGCUGAACUCCUGUCACUGCGAUCGAUCGCACCACGGAGUAAAGCUCUGAACAUUCAGCAUUGUGUUGAAUUAGGUUGUAAUGUUUGGCUGGUUUCAUUUACUGAAAAUGAAGUGUAAGAUGUUGUUUUGUUCACUGAAAAUAUAUCAGUGGGGUUUUUUUUUUUUUUGAGUGGGUGAUGGGCACACUCUAUCCUUUAAUUUGACUGGUUCUUGAUUGAUUCCCUACGUCAUUGAUACCUUUUUUUAGUGUUAUUUUUGCAUUUUAUUUUACAUUACUGCCGUGCCAUUUUGCCCCUGACUAGGGUUUGCACAAUUUUUUUCCAUGCACAUUUUUUUCUCAUUUGACAUGUGGUACUAAUGCAAAAUUGCAAGACAGGCGCUUGUGAGUGUGAAUAUAUUUUCUAAAGUGUAAGUGAUUUCCUGUGUGUGUGAAUGUGUGUGUGAAUGCAAAAGAGAGCAGUUUACAGUAGUGAUUGGAUAUCCACCUGCUUUAUGGGUGCAUAUGUUUGAGCUGGCUCUGCACAGUUGAUUCUUAUUGAUUUGAAUCUGAGGUAUCUGGAUACAGUUUGUGUGAGCCAGAAAACACACUGGUCUAGUCGGAGUUUUUCUUGAUUUUACAGUGUGGUUUCUUUUUCCAGUAUGUUGCCAGCAUAACCAGUUCCAUGUCCAUGUUUAACAAUUAUGAUUGACUCAUCUGUAUCAACACAUUAAUGUAUAUACCAAGGCCAAAACAUUUGCAGAUUCAGGUAACUCAUGGCAAACAUUUGUAGUAUAGCAGUAAUAGUACUGAAAAACUUUUUUAUUUUUAUUUUUUAUGAGUGGCCUUUUUUUCUGUACUUUUUUACUUAAAUGUGAACACUGUUCCAAUCAUUGCUGUCACAGAUCAAAACACAAGGCUUCAGACUGAGCAAAUUCAAACACUCAUUUCUACUGUUAAAUAUUAUUUCAAGGCAAAAUCAUUUUUUACACCUUUGGUGGCACAUUUCUGCCAAUGUAAUGGAAAAUAGAUCCUGAAGUCAUUAUAAUGACCCAGGAUCUUUUUUUUUCUUCUAAUUUUGUCACAUUGGCUGAAAUGGGCUUUCAUAUACACCAAUGAUUGUAGACUCGUUUUACAGACAUGAUCAAUUUCCUGGAAUUCUACUGAAAAAUUAAACGUGCAAUAUUACACCCGUUCAGUUUGACACUGAAAAUGCACCUGGAUAAUUUUUUAUUUUAUUUUAUUCCCACCUUGUCGCCAUCACAUUAAGACCAAAGACUAAUCAGCAUCUGAGUGCGCUAUAUUCUCAAAUAUUUACCUCAGACUCCCCACAGCCUCCACACCUCAUUAUUCGGCAUACCACCAUACAGAACAUACCAAUUAGUGGUGUGUAUAGAGAUUCGGUGAUUGUUUUGCUGCCAUUUACAAUGUCGUUUCUCUAAACCCCUCCCCCGAACACUGAUUGUCCAAUUAAAGCUUUGGAAUACGUAACUAAUUGACUGUUAUAACACACAUGUCUAAGUCUGUAAAAGAUCAUUAAACACAGUGUUUGAAAAAGGUCGUUUUAAAAUACUUUUAUCGUGGAGAUAUUUUCAAGUUUAAAAAAAAAAAAAAGAUUUGCACCCCUCUCUCAACUAAGAUGGCAGCCCCCCAGCUACCCGGAUAGAUAACAGUUUAAACGUUUUUGUCGUUCGGGGGACGGAAUAAUUGUCACCCAGUUGGUUAGAGAAGUUUCACUACUUUGAAAAUACCGUCAGAACAGCGGUAAGUGUCUUUUGUUCAUUAUCUUUUACAUAAACCGAAUGUGACCACCCGAGAUAGUUACGUUUGCCAUACCAGUUGUUUGAUUAGUCCUAAAAGCCAAUGUCAAAAGUGAAGACAAACUUUGAAAAAACCACAGGUGGACAAAGGAAUUGCGAGCUUAGAAUCUAAACGCGGGUUUUUGGCCAGAAACGAGGAGCCUGCUUUUGCCUAACACCGUCUGAAAUCUAAAGCGCCACUGUUUGGAAUGUUUGAAUUACUCAACCACCAUUAACAUUUAAACUAUACAUGUGACGCACGUUCGAGAACAGAAAGCUUGAAGAUAGCAACUGUAACCAAGGAGGUGGGGCUUAGCUAACGGCAGACAUAUUGAAUAUAAAUGUGAUGUCAUUCUCUAAAUACAUUUUCAUUAACACAUUCAUAAUAACCCUGCAUACCCAAAGAUACACACAAGACUCGUCAUGUAUAAUACCAAAUUAGGGACUCGCUUGCUGUUUUAAUUCACCACACAAACCCUUCAUCAUUACUACACUGAACUCUUAUUGUGGUCUCAUUGGUGUCAACCAGAGAGUACAAACCCCCUUUUCAAAUCCUGUUUCAUGACUUCUCAUAACUUCCUUGUGCGAUUGUAAUUUAAAAGCAUACAGGAGAGAACGGGGGUUUAGUUUAACGGGCCAAUCGAUGGCUUCUCCAUGCCUACAGAUAUUAGUAAAAAAAUAUUGUUAGAUUGAUCCCUGUGGGGAAAUGCUCUGUGCAAUUGCUUGGGACAUCUGCUUGUUGUGCACUGCCACCUGAAACUGCAAGUGUUUUUAUAACCACUCUCAAAAUGCAGUCAGACAAAGUGGCUGAUGGUUGAAUUUGUUUGCAUUAAACUCGUCUGCAAAAGCUGAAACACUUUGAUCAUAUAACAGGAAGGUGUUUAGCAGCAAAACCUUCACUCGCUUCACUGGACUUGACUAAUUGCUUUCACUCCCACUUUUUUAACAUGUUAUUUUAGAUGAUGAGAAGCAGCAUAGUGGUGAUGUUGAGAUAGGUAACUGCUGUGUGCUGUUCUUUACUCUCUGACCUAUUAGUUGGAUUGAAUGACAAUUGCCAGAGCUGAAUGUAAAGAGCUCAAUGUAAAGAAAUAAGAAUUUGACUUUUUUUUCCGGCUGUGACCUUGGUUUUAUGUUUUCAUGACACUCCAUAGCACACAAUAAGACUCAAGAUCACACAGUAUCAUGGCUGUCUGUAAUUUCUGUAACUACUGUUGUUUUGAUUACAUUUGAAAUAAUAAACAAUGUUGUUAAAAACA